GCACUUACCUAACCCUCUCUCUCUGCCUCCUGAGUCUUAACGUCUCCUCCAACCCACCGCCAAAAGCCACCUUCAAUCACCCUGCUUUCAUCGCCCAAAGGCGGACUUUCCCAUGACACUCUCUCUAUUUAUACGAAAAACCCUAACUCCCCUUUCCCUCCAUUCCCUUUCCCCUCUCUCUCUCUCUAAAAUUUUCUCUCUAUAAAAGUAAUGGCGUUAGCUUCCACUCCUCUCUCAAAACCAUUCUUCUCCUCUAAACCCACAUCAUCAUCAUCAUCAUUUCCACCUUCCACUUCUUUCUACUCCCUCAAAUCGCGGCCGUUGAUCGUCCGCAGCAUCGCCGCUGCUCCAUCGGCGGCGCCCACGAAGGUUUCCAAGGAAUUUGAAGUGAAAUCGGUGAAGGCGAGGCAGAUCAUAGACAGCAGGGGAAAUCCGACGGUGGAGGUUGAUCUUGUGACCGAUGAUCUUUACCGAUCUGCGGUCCCUAGUGGGGCCUCCACUGGGAUCUACGAAGCAUUGGAGCUGAGAGAUGGUGAUAAGAGCGUCUAUGGAGGCAAAGGCGUUCUCAAUGCUGUGAGGAACAUCAAUGAGUUCUUGGCUCCAAAACUCGUCGGUAUUGAUGUCAGGAAUCAAGCUGAUGUUGAUGCGAUUAUGCUGGAGCUUGAUGGAACUCCAAACAAGGCAAAGCUUGGGGCUAAUGCAAUACUAGGAGUGUCUCUAAGUGUAUGUAGAGCUGGUGCAGGAGCGAAAGGAAUACCACUUUACAAGCACAUACAGGAAAUAUCAGGAACAAAGGAGCUUGUUAUGCCGGUUCCAGCAUUUAAUGUGAUUAAUGGAGGUAGCCACGCCGGAAAUAAUCUUGCUAUGCAAGAAUUCAUGAUAUUACCAGUAGGAGCAACCUCAUUUGCGGAGGCUCUCCGCAUGGGUAGUGAAGUUUAUCACACACUGAAGGGAAUUAUCAAAGCGAAAUAUGGACAAGAUGCAUGUAACGUUGGAGAUGAAGGAGGCUUUGCUCCCAAUGUUCAGGAUAACAGGGAAGGGUUGGUAUUGCUCAUGGAUGCAAUUGAAAAGGCUGGCUACACAGGCAAGAUUAAAAUAGGAAUGGAUGUUGCGGCUUCAGAGUUUUUAACAAAAGAUGGGAAAUAUGAUCUCAAUUUUAAGAAACAGCCAAAUGAUGGUGCUCAUGUACUUUCAGAUCAGAGCCUUUGUGAACUUUACAAGGAGUUUGUCAAAGAGUUCCCUAUUGUGUCCAUUGAAGAUCCCUUUGACCAGGAUGAUUGGAAUUCAUGGACUUCACUACAGUCUUCGGUUGAUAUCCAAAUUGUAGGUGAUGACUUGUUGGUUACAAAUCCAAAGAGAAUAGUUGAAGCCAUUCAGAAGAAGGCUUGCAAUGGUUUGCUCUUAAAGGUUAACCAGAUUGGCACAGUUACCGAAUCGAUUCAAGCUGCUCUUGACUCAAAAGCUGCAGGAUGGGGUGUGAUGGUCAGCCAUCGAAGUGGUGAAACAGAGGAUAACUUCAUUGCAGAUCUUUCUGUUGGCUUGGCUAGUGGACAGAUCAAAACUGGAGCUCCUUGCCGAAGUGAGCGAUUGUCCAAGUAUAAUCAGCUUUUGCGCAUUGAAGAGGAGCUUGGAAAUGUUCGGUAUGCUGGUGAAGCUUUCAGGUCACCAUAAGCAAAAAGAGAACAAAUUUGAUUUCUUUUGUUUGGAAUAAGUAGUAUACCAAAUUUGCAUCAUGAAACCAAUUACCGGAGCUGUAAGUCAGAGACUUUGUGUCUAGGAGUAUCUUGAGAAGUUUUGUAAAUCUGUUCGGCUUGGAAUGCCAUUUGUAAGGGAAUGUUUUCUGAUCAGCCAGGCAUGUUAUAAACCAUGUCUCAUCAUCAAUUGAAGCUGUUGUUCACUCUGAAUAAAGAAUUGUUUUCUGUAACCACUCAAGUACGAGGAACUGGUUGAAUUUGAUUUUCGUAUAUAUAUAUAUACCUUCACAUGUAAA
Messenger RNA from Cornus florida, 1990 nucleotides. Its product is annotated as enolase 1, chloroplastic. Lineage: Eukaryota; Viridiplantae; Streptophyta; Magnoliopsida; Cornales; Cornaceae. Gene Ontology annotation, biological process: glycolytic process. Gene Ontology annotation, molecular function: magnesium ion binding; phosphopyruvate hydratase activity. The transcript is spliced from 7 exons. Bases 211 to 1671 code for a protein of 486 amino acids. The record is from RefSeq and is a predicted model, not a curated record. Gene Ontology annotation, cellular component: phosphopyruvate hydratase complex.